UAGUACAAAGAUCCAAAGGUUGUACAAAUCAAUCCAUUCCCCGGUUCUAUUGAUUUCUGAAUCUUCAUCGCAGGUUUGUUAGAUUCAACUGUAGAAGUGAAAUGGCCGGAUCUAGGAUUGCUCAUGCUACCUUGAAAGGACCGAGUGUCGUUAAGGAGAUAGUUAUUGGAAUAACGCUUGGCCUUUGUGCUGGUGGGCUUUGGAAGAUGCAUCACUGGAAUGAGCAGAGGAAAGUGAGAGCAUUCUAUGACAUGCUCGAGAAAGGCGAAAUCAGUGUUGUUGCAGAAGAAUAAAUGUUUUAAUGUUUUGUGAAUUUGUGGAGACAACUUUGACUGUAUUUUGAUCUUUUGUGACCCCCUUCAUUAGGCUCUUGUUUUCAAGAUGAGCAAACUCAGUUUGGUAUUUCUUAAGAUAA
Molecule: messenger RNA, 415 nt
Organism: Hibiscus syriacus
Lineage: Eukaryota; Viridiplantae; Streptophyta; Magnoliopsida; Malvales; Malvaceae
Product: cytochrome c oxidase subunit 5C-like
Exons: 2
Coding region: 102-293 (63 amino acids)
Source: RefSeq, a predicted model, not a curated record